Messenger RNA from Zalophus californianus (California sea lion), 2732 nucleotides. RefSeq names its product WAP, follistatin/kazal, immunoglobulin, kunitz and netrin domain containing 1 (gene WFIKKN1). The record is from RefSeq and is a predicted model, not a curated record. Gene Ontology annotation, biological process: negative regulation of transforming growth factor beta receptor signaling pathway. Gene Ontology annotation, molecular function: transforming growth factor beta binding; receptor antagonist activity; serine-type endopeptidase inhibitor activity. NCBI's taxonomy places the organism in Eukaryota, Metazoa, Chordata, Mammalia, Carnivora, Otariidae. The coding region runs from base 1039 to 2685 and encodes 548 amino acids. The transcript has 3 exons. Gene Ontology annotation, cellular component: extracellular region.
UCCUCCCAGGGACUGGAGCAGCUCCUCGGAAAUUUGCCAUUUCCAGGGUACUUUUUAGAUGACCUUGGCCUCGGGAUUGUGUGGGGCCACAGCUACUGAAAUUCAAGUCAGCCCAAGUAAACACUCAGUUCCUCGGCCCCAGCAGCCCCGUUUCCAGUGUUUGCUGCCUGAGUGACCGGUGCCAGCCGACAUGGUUCCCUCCCUGCUGAGUGUCCUGGGAUCUCACUUCUUUGCUUCGGGUCCCCGGAGGUCUCCACACUAGCAGAAAGAGUCCCCCCAAGACCUGUUGGCAUGUCGUGACCCUGAGAAGGAUCAUGGAGAAGGUUGUGAGAUUUUUUUCCCUGCAAAGGGAGCAGAACACCUACUCAUUACGGGGUCGAACACAGAGCCCCUGUGCCUAUGGAGGUGAUGAAUCUGGGUAAGGGGCUGGUGUGGACCUGCUGUGGGGGAGAUCCAGGCCCUGGGACAGCUGGGGCGGGUUGGGGAGCCAGAGGGGGUUGGCCAGCCCAGCCCAGGCCCCUCCUCUGACCUGGGCUGGGGAGGUCUGAGAGGCUGCUUUGACCCCUGGGCCCUUCCAUCCCCAGCCCAGUGCCUAGGGGGAGGAGGGGCUCCAAUCACAGCCUCCCCUCCCCUCCCCACCCCCGCCAGAGCCAGCCCUUCUCUGGCCCUUUUCCGCCCCUCCUGACCCUCGUGGCCAGUGUCUUCUGUGCUCCUGGGCCUCAGCCCCUCCCCAGCCCUCCUCCCCUAUCCCCCCCCCCCCCCCGCCCUGUGCUGACCACAGAGGGGCCAGGCAGGGGAGGGGCCGGCGCCACAUGCACAGACUCAGAGCUGCGAGAGGCCUGGAACCUACCCAGCCCCUCGCACUGCUGUGGGCUCGGACCUUGGGGGCCAGGGAAGAGCCCCAGGGAUCAGUCGGGGGCCUGAGGGCAGGGACAGCGACCGCGGGCCUGGAAAAGUAGAUGCUUUAAGGGGCAGGCUAGGCAGGGCCUGAGGAAGGACUGGUGGUCACAUCCCCCACCCCCUGGCCCGGCGGUCCCCAUGCUGGCCCUGAGGCCACUCCUGCUGCUGCUCCUCGUGGUUGGGCUGACCUUGGGGGCCAGCCUGCCGCCAGGACCCAGAAGCCACUCCGGCGUGUGCCCCAACCAGCUCAGCCCCAACCUUUGGGUGGAUGCCCAGAGCACCUGUGAGCGUGAGUGCGUCAGGGACCAGGACUGUGAGGCCGCCGAGAAGUGCUGUACCAACGUGUGCGGGCUACAGAGCUGUGUGGCGGCGCGCUUCCCUGGCGGCCCAGCGGUGCCCACGCUGCUGGCCUCGUGUGAGGGCUUCACGUGCCCUCAGCAGGGCUCCGACUGCGACAUAUGGGACGGGCAGCCCGUGUGCCGCUGCCGGGACCGCUGCGAGAAGGAGCCCAGCUUCACCUGUGCCUCGGACGGCCUCACCUACUACAACCGCUGCUACAUGGACGCGGAGGCCUGUCUCCGCGGCCUCCGCCUGCACGUGGUGCCCUGCAAGCACGUCCUCAGCUGGGCGCCCAGCAGCCCAGGGCCACCGGAGCCCACGGCCCGCCCCACGCCUGGGGAUGCCCCCACGCCGCCUGCCCUCUACAGCAGCCCCGCCCCACAGGCGGUGUUCGUAGGGGGCACCGCCAGCCUCCACUGUGACGUCAGCGGCCGCCCGCCACCUGCCGUGACCUGGGAGAAGCAGAGCGACCAGCGGGAGGCGCUGAUCAUGCGGCCAGACCAGAUGUAUGGCAACGUGGUGGUCACCAGCAUCGGGCAGCUGGUGCUUUACAAUGCCCGGCCCGAGGACGCCGGUCUCUACACCUGCACGGCACGCAACGCCGCCGGCCUGCUGCGGGCCGACUUCCCGCUCUCCGUGGUCCGGCGGGAGCCGGUUGGGGCCGGGGCACCCACGGCCUCUGGCCCGGCCGAGUGCCUGCCUGACCUGCGGGCCUGCAGCAGCACAGCCCCCGGCCUGGUCCUCUGGCACUUUGACCCACAGCGGGGAGGCUGCAUGACCUUCCCCGCCUGCAGCUGUGAGGGAGGCGGCCGCGGCUUCGAGACCUACGAGGCGUGCCAGCAGGCCUGCGCCCAGGGCCCCAGCGACGCCUGUGCGCUGCCGGCCGUGCAGGGCCGCUGCCAGGGCUGGGAGCCGCGCUGGGCCUACAGCCCGCUGCUGCAGCAGUGUCACCCCUUCGUGUACGGUGGCUGCGAGGGCAACGGCAACAACUUUGAGAGCCGCGCGAGCUGUGAGGACGCCUGCCCUGUGCCGCGCACGCCGCCCUGCCGGGCCUGCCGCCUUCGCAGCAAGCUGGCGCUGAGCCUGUGUCGCAGCGACUUCGCCAUCGUGGGGCGGCUCACCGAGGUGCUGGAGGAGCCCGAGCCGGGGGGCGGUGGCAUUGCCCGCGUGGCCCUGGACGAGGUGCUCAAGGACGACAAGAUGGGCCUUAGGUUCUUGGGCACCAAGUACCUGGAGGUGACGCUGAGCGGCAUGGACUGGACCUGCCCCUGCCCCAACGUGACAGCCGGUGACGGCCCGCUGGUUAUCAUGGGGGAGGUGCGAGACGGCGUGGCUGUGCUGGAUGCUGGCAGCUAUGUCCGCGCUGCGAGUGAGAAGCGUGUCAAGAAGAUCUGGGAGCUGCUCGAGAAGAAGGCCUGCGAGCUGCUGAACCGCUUCCAGGACUAACCCCGCCCGCCCUGCCUUCCUGUACCGCUGAAUAAAAGUCAGGGCUU